Molecule: messenger RNA, 1524 nt
Organism: Diatraea saccharalis (sugarcane borer)
Lineage: Eukaryota; Metazoa; Arthropoda; Insecta; Lepidoptera; Crambidae
Source: the annotation of a GenBank genome assembly
AUGUGUUCUGGUUUUGUGUGUGGUUUGGUGGUUAUAGUAAUUGGCUCCGCCUUAGUAAUAACCAGUACUAUUGUUGGAUUUGUAGUUGUUCCAAAUUUAGUCAGAGAUGGUAUUCUCAAUGAAGUAAUAUUACUAGAUGAUACAAUUCAAUUGCAAAGAUUUGAAGAAAUACCUUUCCCUUUAGAUUUCAAAGUACGAAUUUUUAACAUCACCAAUGCAGCAGAAGUUAUGGAGGGUGCCGCACCGGUGCUCACUGAAUUAGGACCUUACGUAUACAAAUUGUACUCGACCAGACAAAUAGAAGAGCGGGAAGAAGACAAAUUAAGGUACCGCAAGCUGGAUCAUUUCGAGUUCGAUACUGAUGCCUCCUUUCCGUACACCGAGAAUGAUAUAGUCCAUGUAGCCAACGUGCCUUAUCACGGUGUUCUUCAAGUGGCAGAGAGCCGUUUUCCUGCCGUCAUGACGAUUUUAAACGAAGCUUUGCCCGAAAUUUUCGGCGAGUACAGCAAACCCAUCGUGCCAGUCCGCGUGGGGGAUCUCCUUAUCGACGGCAUUCCAAUAUGCAAGAAUCCGGGCUUCCUUGGCACUAUCGCUUGUAUAACCAUAAGGCAAAUCAGCAACAAUAUUCAGAAUAUGGCGCCGCAACCAGAUAGCUCGAUCAGUUUCUCCUUCUUAGGAUAUAGAAACGGUAUUCCUGGUGGUGCGAUGAACAUCUACAGAGGCGUAAAUAACCCAGAGGACCUUGGACGUAUUAGUCUGUUUGAAGACAAUCCCCAGCUACUAUACUGGACUGAACCUGAUUCAAUAUGCAACAUGAUAAAUGGCACCGACUCCGGUUUAUUCAAUCCCUUCAUCGAUAUAACUAAGCCUCUAUACGCCCUCAACGGUGAUAUUUGUAGAUCUGUGGAACUGCGCUACCAACACGAUGUGGAAUAUCAAAACGUACCAGGAGUCAGGUUCGCAGUCAACGAUUGGUUUUUGAAUGAUGCAGACGGAUGUUUCUGCCUCAACGUGACGACCGGCAUCAACAGAGAAAAUGGCUGCCUACUGCAGGGUGCGAUGGAAUUGUUCUCCUGUGUUGGAGCGUACAUGGUGCUAAGCUAUCCACAUUUCCUGUUUGCCGAUUUUCGGUACAGAAAUGGAGUGGUGGGCAUGGAUCCGAUCAUCGACAAUCAUAGGAUAUUCGUCGACUUAGAACCGAACACAGGGACGAUUAUUCGAGGUGCUAAAAGAGCUCAAUUCAACAUAUUCAUGCGGCCUGUGACUAAUAUCCAUGUCACUGAGAAAUUAACGACUACAUUGACACCGGUGCUCUGGGUAGAGGAAGCCAUGUCGUUACCAGAAGUGUAUACCGCACAACUCACUACGGAUUUGCUUUCAACCCUGGACCUGAUAGCUAUACUGGUUCCCGUGGUUGUAGCUGCAUGCUGCGCGGUACUGCUCGUAGGAAUCAUAAUAGCAGCAUGCAUAAGACUCAGGAAGUCAAAACAGACAGAUAUUUUAUCUAAUACUUCUUCAGAAUAA